Messenger RNA from Heterostelium album PN500, 288 nucleotides. RefSeq lists its product as uncharacterized. Lineage: Eukaryota; Evosea; Eumycetozoa; Acytosteliales; Acytosteliaceae. The record is from RefSeq and is a predicted model, not a curated record. The transcript has 4 exons. Bases 1 to 288 code for a protein of 95 amino acids.
AUGAAUCAAAUCGAUGAUUCACCACCACCACCAACAGAAGAUGAAUUAAGAAGAAUAAGAAGUUCAAAAUCUAACAACCGUGUUACUACUACUUUUAUUGAUCAAUAUUUAGAUAACAGACCUUAUAAGAUAAAGAAUGUAAAACAACUGAAAUUCGGUAGUAAUUUCAGUCGUGAUAUAAUUAAGGGAUACAUCCCGGAGGGCACAGAGGAGAUAAAGUUUAGAGAUACCGUCGGGCUUGCUACCGCGGACUAUCACCAAGCUGAAACUAGGUGGAUUCAACCAUGA